UUUAAACUGAGUGACCGGAGAGUGACAGCACUUUCACUUUUUGGUCAGUUGCUGAGACUGCCUGUUGGGAGAAUUGACGUUUUUUCUUUCAUCGAUUCAUUCAAGAGAUGGUUAGAAAAGCAUCGAGAUCUGUUGGGAAGGGAGUAACAUAUGUGCAUGACCUUUGGCCUCAAACCUCAAACUUGGACUGCAACUGAGUGUAUGACCUUUACAUUUGUUAAAACCAUUUGGUAGUAAUAGCCUUUUGCGAUCUCAUUCAAAAGUGUAAACAAGUUCUCCGUGUUACUUGUCACACACGCUCACGAGUCUGUAAGGAUAAACCUGAGGUCAUCAUGAGUUGCGGUUUUCGAGAUGCAGAAUACAUCUUCAGGAAUAUUCCUGAUAAAGGGAUAUUUUCAACUCAGCUUCAUGAUUCUAAACAUUUUGGAGUUAAUACCACCUCAUCAGCGAUGAAAUCAGAAAAAGAGCGUCGUUAUGCUGCUGAGUCAUAUUGUCAAAUGUUGUUACAUGAGCUGGAAUCACGGGAAUUCUAUCUUCAAGAGUUGAAAAAUACACUUUUCAAACGUAUUGAAGAAGCUGAAUAUCAAAUGAAUAAACUUAUCUGUUUAAGAAAUGAAGAAACUGAAGAAGCUCAGAAAGCCAGCAAAAUGUUACGUUCCAGCAUAGCAAGAUUAAAGGAACGCUUUCAAAUUGAAAAGUCAGAAUUAGAAAAUAAGAUAUGCUCUAUUCAAGACACUUAUGAAGGUAGGAUCACAGAGCUGAAUAAUGUGUUGCAGCAAUCUGAAAAAACUCGUGAUAGUUUGUUCUCAAAACUGAAAACAUCAGAAUUUACAAUUCAAGAUCUUAACAAGGAAAUAGCAAAUAGUAGAAAAGAAUUAAGUGAUUCAAUGAAUCGUAUUGCUCAUCUUCAACAGGUGAAUUGCGAUCUAUCCAAUGAACUUGCUAAGUACAAAUUAACCGCCCAAAAAGCAUCAUCUCGUGCAGAGAAUUUAGCAAACCAAUACAAUGAAUUAAGAUGUAAGACUGAGCAAGCAAAUAGGAAUUCUGUUCAAAAUGAGAAAGCUGUACGCGUAGCAUCUGAAAGACGUUCUUCAGCUGAAAAUGCCUUAGCUGCUGCACAUCAACGAGCUGAUAACUUAUCUAUGCGCAAUACACAAUUAGAAAGAGAUUUGGCGACAAUAAAAGUUCGUGUUGAAGAACAAACAAAAUCGAAUGAAGUUGCAAUGGCCAAACUUAAACGACGCUUAAUGGCUAUACAUAGUGAAGCUUCUAAGUGGAAAAGAUCAUACCAAGAACAAAAAAAUAUUCGUGAUUUAGACUUACAGAAAUCGAACGAAGUGAUUCAAACUAUGCUAGAUGAGCGUCAAUAUUUACAGAGUGAGUUGACUUCAGCAAAGAAUAAUAUCAAAGAAAAUGUGCUAACCAUUGAACAUCUUAAAAGACAAGCUGCUUUAGAUGCAUCCAAUGCUUCAACACGUCUCUUAGCAGCUUUGACAACUGGGGAAGAGGGUGUUGCUACAGCAUUAGAAUUAAAACAAUGCAUUGAAUCACAACUUCAACCAGAAUUAGAAUCUAUUCGAUCACAGUGUAAAAGUUUAGAAUCUGAACUUAUGAAAUCUAAUGUUCGGUGUGAACAAUUACAAGAAAAUUUAACAAAAGCUUAUGAAACAAUUGAACAAACAAAAUUAACAGAAACUAAACAACGUGAUAAUUUUGACAAUGAAUUAAAUUUGUUAAGAGAACAAAUUCGAGAAGCAAAAGAACAAAUUAGUAUCAAAUCUAAAUUGUUAGAAAAAGCAGAAAAUCAGGCUGAACAGUAUAAAUCUGAAUUAAACAAUCUAUUUAUAUCCAUGGACAACAAACGUGCAUCCACUGAAUAUGAAUUGAAAAAUCUAACAAAACAAUUGGAUGAAUUGAAAUCAGUUCAUGAUAAUGUACAGAAACAGUUACACAAUAAUCAACGUACAAUCUCCAAGUUAAAAUUAGCACGAGAUACUGCAUUGAAUGGAUUAGGUAAAAUCCAAGUGGAAUUAAAAGAUACACGUGAUAAAUAUGAAAAACAAUUAAAACAGAAAUCAGAAGAAAUUGUAUAUAUUCAUCAAAAGUUGAAACAAGCUGAAGUUAAAUCACAAGAAGCCAAUAUUAAAUAUGAGAAUCUUUUAGAAGAAUCUAACAAUCAAUUAUCUUUAAAUCAAAAUAUUGUAAAACAAUUAGAAAAUACAAUGAAUGAUCAAAAUAUACAAAUAACAAAAUUUAAAGAAAUGGAAUUAAAAAUAACUGAAUUAAAAAAUUCACUUACAGAAUCAGAGAUUCGUUUACAAUCUGCUCAUAAUUCACAAGAAUUGAAUGAACAACGUUAUAAUGAAUUAGAGAAUCGAUUUCAUCAAUUACAAUUACAAUUGAAUGAACGUGAAAAUUUAUUAAAAGUUCUAGAAAAUGAAAUUCAAACAAAAACUUGUUUACAUAAUGAAAAAUGUGUAGAAUAUGAAGUAUUAAAGACACAAUUUGAUAAACAAAUUUCUAGUGCAAUGAAAACAGUGGAAUUUUCUACUGGACAACAAAAAGAAAUAGAAAUACAAAAACUUAAAAUUGAAGAACAAAAGAAUCAACUUCAACAGGAAUUAUUAGAAGUUCAAAGAAUGAACAGGCAACUACAAUCGGAUAUUCGAAAUUUAGAAAAUAAUUUAAUAGAACAGAAUUGUAGUCAAACUAAAAGUAUCUCUGAAUGUAAUGAAUUCAAAUAUCAGUUGAAAACAAUAACUGAACAGUUCAAUACACAGAGUAAGGAGUUGGAUGAUGUAAAACAAAAUAUUGAAUUGUUGAAUAAGGAGAAACAGUCACUCCUUCAACAAGUGGAGCAAGAAAAACAAAAAUAUGCACAAUUGGAGAAUGAAUUUUUCAAAGAAUCAAAUUCAUAUAAAGAGCUAAAUCGAACUCUGACUAGUCAAGUCUCAGAAUUGAAUACUAAAUUAUACAAUACAGAAAAAUUACUACAUGAAACAGAAUAUCGACUUGUUCAAGCUGACCAGAAGAUGAAAUUAGCUUGUCAAGAAUCUAAACGAUUGGCUAUUAAAGCAGCAACUGCUAAAACUUUCUCUCAGUUGACAGACUGUUCAUUAUGUCCUGAUGAAGUUAGUGAUAAGAUAUCAGAUUCUCUAAUUCAUCAAGACAGAAGUUGUGAUCUUGUUGUUGAUGAAGUUGUAGAUGAUAAAACAGUUAUACAAGGACAUAACAACUCUAAUACUACUUUUAAAUUGUUUCCUGAAAACAAAAAAUUCCCAACUUCAUGCCCAAAUGAUCACAAAAUACCAAAUUCUAAACGACUCUCUGUGAGUUUUGCACCGAUCCCGUUCAUUGAAACUUCGGAGAAUAUUAGACGACCUGUUGGAAUUUCAUUAGAUCCCGCUGGUGACUUGGAAGUUCUAAUUCGUCAGGUUACAGAUACAUUGGAUCGACAGGAAAAUGGUUGUACUCUCUUAUCUUAGACUUUGAUUUGUAGUUCUUUUUUUAUCAGUUUGAAUGAAUCAUUUAGUAAUGUUGUUCAUGGAAGUAUAACAUUACAGAAUACUUUGUAACUCUAAAAUAAAUUCCUUCACUUCUACCUAUUUAUGUCUUAUGACCAAUUUGUCAAAAGACAUCGCUGAACAAACAUUCUGUUUUACAUUCAGUAAUAAUAUACGAUUCGAUUUUGA
This is a messenger RNA of Heterobilharzia americana, 3692 nucleotides long. The record is from the annotation of a GenBank genome assembly. NCBI's taxonomy places the organism in Eukaryota, Metazoa, Platyhelminthes, Trematoda, Strigeidida, Schistosomatidae.